GCCUGCGGGGGCUUGCGAAGCCCGUGGCCGUGUCCCCAGCUCUGGUGCUGAGCGGAGCCCCUUGUGGAUGCAGGUCUCCGCUGCCUCUACCAUGGAUUGCGCACCGUUCAGUGGCGCACCCCGCUUCCUGACCCGGCCCAAGGCCUUCCUGGUGUCGGUGGGCAAGGAUGCCACGCUAAGCUGCCAGAUCGUGGGCAACCCCGUGCCCCAGGUGAGCUGGGAGAAGGACCGGCAGCCCAUCGAGGCGGGCGCGCGCUUCCGUCUGGCCGAGGAUGGCGAACUGUACCGCCUCACCAUCCUGGACCUGAUGCUCGGCGACAGCGGGCAGUACGUGUGCCGCGCGCGCAACGCCAUUGGCGAGGCCUUUGCCGCGGUCAGCCUGCAGGUGGGCGCCGACACAACCCUCGCCGAGCAGGCGCCCCACUUCCUCCUGCGGCCCACGUCCAUCCGCGUGAGCGAGGGCGCCGACGCCACGUUCCGCUGCCGGGUGCAGGGCAGCCCCCCGAUGGCCGUGAGCUGGGCCAAGGACGGCCGCCGACUGGGCGAGCCCGCCGCGCCCGACGCCCAUCGGGUGCGCGUGGAGGCCCACGGCGAGGCGAGCGCGCUGCGCAUCCGGGACGCGCGGCCCCACGACGGCGGCACAUACACGGUGCGCGCGGAGAACCCGUUGGGCACCGCCAGCGCGGCAGCCGCGCUCGUGGUGGAUGCGGGUGCGCCCGGUCCGCCGGGGGGCUCCACGGCCGCGCUUCUGGCGCACCUGCAGCAGCGGCGCGAGCAGAUGCGCGCCGAGUGCCCCGUGACCCCCCCGGGCGUCAGCACCCGCACCUGCACGGUGACCGAGGGCAAGCACGCGCGGCUCAGCUGCUACGUGACCGGAGAGCCCAAGCCCGAGACGGUGUGGAAGAAGGAUGGGCAGCUGGUGGUCGAGGGCCGGCGCCACAUGGUGUACGAGGACGCGCAGGAGAACUUCGUGCUGAAGAUUCUCUUCUGCAAGCAGGCGGACCGCGGCCUCUACACUUGCACCGCCUCCAACCUCGUGGGGCAGACCUACAGCUCCGUGCUGGUCGUGGUGCGAGAGCCCGCCGUGCCCUUCACCAAGCGGCUCCAGGACCUGGAGGUGCGGGAGAAGGAGUCGGCUACGUUCCAGUGCGAGGUGCCCCUGCCCGCCACCAAGGCCACCUGGUACAAGGAGGAGACGCGGCUGUGGGCCAGCCCCAAGUACGGCAUCGAGGAGGAGGGCACCGAGCGCCGGCUGACCGUGCGCAACGUCACGGCCGACGACGACGCCGUCUAUGUGUGCGAGACCACUGAGGGCAGCCGCACGGUGGCCGAGCUCUCCGUCCAAGGCAACCUCACGCGGAGGCUCCCCCGGAAGACGGCGGUGCGCACGGGCGACAUGGCUCUGUUCUGCGUGGAGCUGGCCAGCCCGCAGAGCCCCGUCCGCUGGCUGCGGAACCAGGAGGAGAUGGUGGCCGGCGGCCGGGUGGCCAUCAGUGCCGAGGGCACGUGCCACACGCUGACCAUCGCCCAGUGCAGCCUGGAGGACGCGGGCGAGGUGGCCUUCGUGGCCGGGGACUGCCGCACGUCCACCCAGUUCUGCGUGUCAGUUCCCAGGAAGCCUCCUGUGCUCCCCCCUGUGGACCCUGUGGUGAAGGCCAAGACGGAGAGUUCCGUGACCCUCGGCUGGUCCCCACCACCCCCCGGGGACCGCCCUGUCCCCAUCGAAGGCUACAUCGUGGAGAAGAAGCGACUGGGCACCCACGCCUGGAGCCGGUGUUACGAGGCUCAGUGGGUGUCCACGGCUGAGCUGACUGUGGCCAGUGUGGCCGAGGAGGGGGACUAUCAGUUCCGGGUGGCAGCUGUGAACAGCUUCGGCCGGAGUCCCUACCUCGAGUUUCCGGGGACUGUUCACCUGGUCCCUCAGCUGGCUGUGAGGAUACCCCUGAAGGCAGUGGAGGCCAUGGAGGGUGGAGAGGUGACCUUCUCCGUGGACCUCACCAUGGUCUCGGACGGCGAGUGGUUCCUCAACGGGCAGCCCCUGAAGGCGAGCAGCACGUACGUGAUCCGCUGCGACCGCACGCGCCACACGCUCACCAUCCGCCGGGUGCCCGCCAGCCUGCACGGGGCCGAGCUCAAGUUCGUGGCCAAUGGCAUCGAGAGCAGCGUCUUCAUGGAGGUCCGAGCGGCCCCGGCGCUGACCGUCAGCAAGCCGCCCCCAGCCCCAGCGCAGAAGGUGCUGGCGCGGCUGCACAAGGAGGCCCAGCUCCUGGCUGAGCUGUCGGACCAGGCGGCGGCUGUGACGUGGCUCAAGGACGGCCGGGUGCUGGCCCCGGGCCCCAAGUACGAGGUGCAGGCGUCAGCUGGGCAGCGGGUGCUGCUGGUGCGGGACGUGGCGCACGACGACGCGGGCCUGUAUGAGUGCCUCAGCCAUGGUGACCGCAUUGCCUACCAGCUCUCUGUGCAAGGGCUCACCCACUUUCUGCACAAGGAGGCAGCGGGUGGCUGCGUGGAGGCGGUUGCUGGGGGCAAGGCCCAGUUUGAGUGUGAGACCUCGGAGGCUCACGUGAGCGUGCGCUGGUACAAGGAUGGCACUGAGCUCAGUCGCUCCUCCCAGCGCUUCUCGCAGGAGGACGCAGGGACGCGGCACCGGCUGGUGGCAUCCUCGGUCACCAGGCAGGACGAGGGCACCUACACCUGCCGCGUGGGCGAGGACUCCGUGGACUUCCAGCUCCGGGUCUCUGAGCCUGCGGUGGUGUUUGCCAAGGAGCAGCCGGUGCGCAGCGAGGUGCAGGCCGAGGCGGGGUCCAGCGCCACGCUGAGCUGCGAGGUGGCCCAGGCCCAGACGGAGGUGACGUGGUACAAGGAUGGGAAGAAGCUGAGUGCGAACCCGAGAGUGCAUGUGGAGGCCACGGGCUGUGGUCGGCGGCUGGUGGUGCAGCAGGCGGGCAAGGCGGACGCUGGGGAGUACAGCUGUGAGGCCGCGGGCCAGAAGGUCUGCUUCCACCUGCACGUCACAGAGCCCAAGGUGGUGUUUGCCAAGGAGCAGCCGGCGCGCAGCGAGGUGCAGGCCGAGGCGGGGUCCAGCGCCACGCUGAGCUGCGAGGUGGCCCAGGCCCAGACGGAGGUGACGUGGUACAAGGACGGGAAGAAGCUGAGUGCGAGCCCGAGGGUGCGCGUGGAGGCCACGGGCCGUGGUCGGCGGCUGGUGGUGCAGCAGGCGGGCAAGGAGGACACCGGGGAGUACAGCUGUGAGGCCGCGGGCCAGAAGGUCUGCUUCCACCUGCACGUCACAGAGCCCGUGGUGGUGUUCGCCAAGGAGCAGCCGGCGCGCAGUGAGGUGCAGGCCGAGGUGGGGUCCAGCUCCACGCUGAGCUGCGAGGUGGCCCAGGCCCAGACGGAGGUGACGUGGUACAAGGACGGGAAGAAGCUGAGUGCGAGCCCGAGGGUGCACAUGGAGGCCACGGGCCGUGGUCGGCGGCUGGUGGUGCAGCAGGCGGGCAAGGCGGAUGCUGGGGAGUACAGCUGUGAGGCCGGGGGCCAGAAGGUCUGCUUCCACCUGCACGUCACAGAGCCUGUGGUGGUGUUUGCCAAGGAGCAGCCGGCGCGCAGUGAGGUGCAGGCCGAGGCGGGCUCCAGCGCCACGCUGAGCUGCGAGGUGGCCCAGGCCCAGAUGGAGGUGACGUGGUACAAGGAUGGGAAGAAGCUGAGUGCGAGCCCGAGGGUGCACAUGGAGGCCAUGGGCCGUGGUCGGCGGCUGGUGGUGCAGCAGGCGGGCAAGGCGGACGCUGGGGAGUACAGCUGUGAGGCCGGGGGUCAGAAGGUCUGCUUCCGCCUGCAUGUCACAGAGCCCACGGUGGUGUUUGCCAAGGAGCAGCCAGCGCGCAGUGAGGUGCAGGCCGAGGCGGGGUCCAGCGCCACGCUGAGCUGCAAGGUGGCUCAGGCCCAGACGGAGGUGACAUGGUACAAGGAUGGGAAGAAGCUGAGUGCGAGCCCGAGGGUGCGCGUGGAGGCCACGGGCUGUGGUCAGCGGCUGGUGGUGCAGCAGGCGGGCAAGGAGGAUGCUGGGGAGUACAGCUGUGAGGCCGUGGGCCAGAAGGUCUGCUUCCACCUGCACGUCACAGAGCCCGCGGUGGUGUUUGCCAAGGAGCAGCCGGUGCACAGCGAGGUGCAGGCCGAGGCGGGGUCCAGUGCCACGCUGAGCUGUGAGGUGGCCCAGGCCCAGAUGGAGGUGACGUGGUACAAGGAUGGGAAGAAGCUGAGUGCAAGCCCGAGGGUGCGCGUGGAGGCCACGGGCUGUGGUCGGCAGCUGGUGGUGCAGCAGGCGGGCAAGGCAGACGCUGGGGAGUACAGCUGUGAGGCCGCGGGCCAGAAGGUCUGCUUCCACCUGCACGUCACAGAGCCCACGGUGGUGUUUGCCAAGGAGCAGCCGUUGCGCAGCGAGGUGCAGGCCAAGGUGGGGUCCAGCGCCACGCUGAGCUGUGAGGUGGCCCAGGCCCAGACGGAGGUGACGUGGUACAAGGACGGGAAGAAGCUGAGGCCGAGCCCGAGGGUGCGCGUGGAGGCCACGGGCCGUGGUCGGCGGCUGGUGGUGCAGCAGGCGGUCAAGGCGGACGCUGGGGAGUACAGCUGUGAGGCUGCAGGCCAGAAGGUCUGCUUCCACCUGGACGUCACAGAGCCCACGGUGGUGUUUGCCAAGGAGCAGCCGGCGCGCAGCGAGGUGCAGGCCAAGGCGGGGUCCAGCGCCACUCUGAGCUGCGAGGUGGCCCAGGCCCAGACGGAGGUGACAUGGUACAAGGAUGGGAAGAAGCUGAGUGCAAACUCGAGGGUGCGUGUGGAGGCCACGGGCCGUGGUCGGCGGCUGGUGGUGCAGCAGGUGGGCAAGGAGGAUGCCGGAGAGUACAGCUGUGAGGCCCUGGGCCAGAAGGUCUGCUUCCACCUGCACGUCACAGAGCCCGCGGUGGUGUUUGCCAAGGAGCAGCUGGCGCGCAGCGAGGUGCAGGCCGAGGCGGGGUCCAGCUCCACGCUGAGCUGCGAGGUGGCCCAGGCCCAGACGGAGGUGACGUGGUACAAGGACGGGAAGAAGCUGAGUGCGAGCCCGAGGGUGCGCGUGGAGGCCACGGGCCGUGGUCGGCGGCUGGUGGUGCAGCAGGCGGGCAAGGCGGACGCUGGGGAGUACAGCUGUGAGGCCGCGGGCCAGAAGGUCUGCUUCCACCUGCACGUCACAGAGCCCUCGGUGGUGUUUGCCAAGGAGCAGCCGUUGUGCAGCGAGGUGCAGGCCGAGGCGGGGUCCAGCGCCACACUGAGCUGCGAGGUGGCCCAGGCCCAGACGGAGGUGACGUGGUACAAGGACGGGAAGAAGCUGAGUGCGAGCCCGAGGGUGCGCGUGGAGGCCACGGGCCGUGGUCGGCGGUUGGUGGUGCAGCAGGCGGGCAAGGCGGACGCUGGGGAGUACAGCUGUGAGGCCGGGGGUCAGAAGGUCUGCUUCCGCCUGGAUGUCACAGAGCCCGCGGUGGUGUUUGCCAAGGAGCAGCCGGUGCGCAACGAGGUGCAGGCCGAGGCGGGGUCCAGUGCCACGCUGAGCUGCGAGGUGGCCCAGGCCCAGAUGGAGGUGACGUGGUACAAGGAUGGGAAGAAGCUGAGUGCGAGCCCGAGGGUGCGCGUGGAGGCCACGGGCCGUGGUCGGUGGCUGGUGGUGCAGCAGGUGGGCAAGGCGGACGCUGGGGAGUACAGCUGUGAGGCCGCGGGCCAGAAGGUCUGCUUCCACCUGGAUGUUACGGAGCCUGAGCCAGGAGCCCACGAGAGACCUGGCCGCCGGGAGCCUCUGGUGGUCAAAGAACACGAGGACAUCGUCCUGACGGCCACGCUGGCCACCGCCUCUGCGGCCGCCGUGACGUGGCUCAAAGAUGGCGUGGAGAUUCGCCGCAGCAAGCGGCACGAGGUGGUCAGCCUGGGGAGCACGCACACGCUGACGGUCCACGGCGCCCAGACCCUGGACAGUGCCAUCUACAGCUGCCGCGUGGGUGACCACAGGCAGGACUUCCCCGUCCAGGUGGAAGAGGUGGGUGCUACCUUCUCCCAACCCCUGGAGCCCGUCAGCGGGGAGCUGGGUGGCACGGUGACGCUGUCGUGUGAGCUGAGCCCGGCCCAGGGCGAGGUGGUGUGGCGCUGUGGGAGCACCCAGCUGCGGCCCGGCAAGCGGUUCCGAAUGGCGGCCGAGGGACCCCGGCGCUCCCUCACCAUCACUGGCCUGCGGGCCGAGGACGCAGGGGAGUACGUGUGUGAGAGCCGCGACGACAGAACCAGCGCCCAGCUCACCAUCAGUGUUCCCCGUGUGGUCAAGUUCACGUCUGGGCUGAAUGGGGUCGUGGUGGAGGAGGGCCGCGAGGCCACCUUCCAGUGUGUGGUGUCCCCUGAUGAUGCGGCCGUCACCUGGUACCGGGAUGGCGCCCAGCUGCUGCCCAGCGGGAAGUUUCUCAUAUCACAGAGCGGCGCCAACCACAGCCUGACUAUCCUGGGGCUGACCCUGGAGGACACGGGCCAGAUCACCGCCAAGGCCGAGGGUGUCUCAUCCGAGGCUGCCCUCAGGGUGCGAGAGGCGCCCGUGCUCUUCAAAAGAAAGCUGGAGCCUCAGACAGUGGAGGAGCGGGGCGCGGUGACCCUGGAGGUGGAGUUGACGCGGGCGUGGCCGGCGGUAAAGUGGACGCGGAACGCGGUCGCUCUGGCGCCCGGCGGGAACGUGGAGAUUCGCGCCGAGGGCGCGCUCCACCGCUUGGUUCUGCACAACGUGGGCUUCUCCGACCGCGGCUUCUACGGCUGCGAGACGCCGGACGACAAGACGCAGGCCAAGCUCAACGUGGAGAUGCGCCAGGUGCGGCUCGUGCGGGGCCUGCAGGCCGUGGAGGCGCAGGAAGAGGGCACGGCCACCCUGGAGGUGCAGCUGUCGCACGCCGACGUGGAGGGCAGCUGGACGCGCGACGGCCUGCGGCUGCAGCCCGGGCCCACGUGCAGCCUGGGCGUGUGCGGCGCCAGCCACACCCUCACACUCUCCGGGCUGCGGCCAGAGGACAGCGGGCUCAUCGCCUUCCGCGCCGGGGGCGUGCACACCUCCGCGAGGCUCGACGUCACCGAGCUGCCUGUGAGGUUCACCCGCCCCCUGCAAGACGUGGUGGCCACGGAGAAGGAGAAGGUGACCCUGGAGUGUGAGCUGUCCCGUCCCAACGUGGACGUGCGCUGGCUGAAGGACGGUGUGGAGCUGCGGGCAGGCAAGACCAUGGGUGUGGUGGCCCAGGGCACCUGCCGGAGCCUCGUCCUUCACCGGUGCGAGCUCGGGGAUCAGGGCGUGUAUGUGUGUGAUGCGCAGGAUGCUCAGAGCUCCGCCUCCCUGAAGGUGCAAGGCCGCGACAUCCAGAUUGUGAAGCCCCUGGAGGAUGUGGAGGUGAAAGAGAAGGAAGGUGCCACCUUCACUUGUGAGGUCUCCGAUGAUGAUGUGCCGGCCCAGUGGUUCCAGGAGGGCAGUAAGCUGCGACCCAGCGACAACGUGCGCAUUCGCCAGGAAGGAAGAACCUAUACGCUGAUCUUUCGGAGUAUCUUGGCGGGAGAUGCAGGGGAGAUAAAAUUUGUAGCUGAAAAUGCAGAAUCGCGAGCCCAGCUCCGAGUGAAAGAGCCGCCGGUCACCAUUCUGCGUCCACUGCGGGACAAAAUCGCCAUGGAGCGGCGCCGCGGUGUGCUCGAGUGCCAGGUGUCAAGGGCCAGCGCCCAGGUGCGAUGGUUCAAGGGUGGUGUGGAGCUGCAGCCGGGGCCCAGGUACGAGAUGGUCAGCGACGGCCUCUACCGCAAGCUGAUCAUCAACAGCGUCCAGCCCGAGGACGAGGAUGCCUACACGUGUGACGCCGGGGAAGCCAAGACCACUGCCCAGUUCUUUGUGGAAGAGCAAUCCAUCACCAUCGUGCGGGGCCUGCAGGACGUGACGGUGAUGGAGCCCGCCCCCGCCUGGUUCGAGUGCGAGACCUCCAUCCCCUCAGUGCGGCCGCCCAAGUGGCUGCUGGGGACUGCAGUGCUGCAGGCGGGUGCAGACGUGGGCCUGGAGCAGGAGGGCACGGUGCACCGGCUGGCACUGCGGCGCACCCACUCGUCCAUGACGGGGCCCGUGCACUUCACCAUCAGCAAGGCGCGCUCCACCGCCCAGCUCAUCGUCUCGGACCUGCCCGUGGUGCUCACGCGGCCGCUGGAGCCCAAGGCUGGACGCGAGCUGCAGUCGGUGAUCCUGUCCUGUGACUUCAAGCCCCCGCCUAAGGCUGUGCAGUGGUACAAGGAGGACACGCCACUGGCACCCUCGGACAGGUUCAAGAUGAAGCUGGAGGGCCACAUGGCUGAGCUGCGCAUCCUCAGGCUCACGCCCGCCGAUGCAGGCAUCUACCGGUGCCAGGCGGGCAGCGCCGAGAGCAGUGCCGAGGUCACCGUGGACGUGCGGGAGGUGACGGUGACGCGGCCACUGCAGGACGCGGAGGCCACCGAGGAUGGCCGCGUCUGCUUCUUGUGCGAGCUGUCCCACGAGGACGAGGAGGUGGAGUGGACGCUCAACGGGACGCCCCUGUACAACGACAGCUUCCACGAGGUCUCCCACGAGGGCUGCUGCCACACGCUGGUGCUGAAGAGGGUCAGCCGGGCUGACACAGGCACCGUGCGCAUCUCCUCGCCCAAGGUGUCGGCCACCGCUCGCCUGGAAGUCAGAGCGAAGCCCGUGGUCUUCCUGAAGGCCCUGGACGACGUGUCCGCCGAGGAGCGGGGCACACUGGCCCUGCAGUGUGAGGUCUCGGACCCCGCGGCCGGCGUGGUGUGGCGCAAGGAUGGGGUGGAGCUGGCUCCCAGCGACAAGUACGACUUCCUGUGCACGGCGGGGACGCGGGGGCUCGUGGUGCGCGACCUGAGCCGCGAGGACGCCGGCCUGUACACCUGCCAGGUGGGCGCCUCCGAGACCCACGCCCAGGUCAGCGUGCACGAGCUGCACGUGGGCAUCACCAAGAGGCUCAAAACGACAGAGGUGCUGGAGGGUGAGAGCUGCAGCUUCGAGUGCAUCCUUUCCCACCAGAGUGCUGGUGAUCCGGCCGUCUGGACAGUGGCUGGGAAGACUGUGGGCAGCUCUGGCCGCUUCCGGGCCACAUGCCAGGGCCGCAAGUACACCCUGGCUGUCCGCGAGGCUGUACCGAGUGAUGCCGGGGAGGUCGUGUUCUCCGUGCAGGGCCUCACGUCCAAGGCCUCGCUGGUAGUCAAAGAGAGGCCGGUGGGCAUCACAAAGCCCCUGGAGGACCAGCGGGCUGCGCCGGGCGAGGACGUGGUCCUGAGCUGCGAGCUGUCGCGGGCAGGUGCCCCUGUGCGCUGGCUGAAGGACGGGAAGGCCAUCCGGAAGAGUCAGAAGUACGACGUGUUCAGCGAGGGCGCACGCGCAGUGCUGGUGGUGCGCGCAGCCUCGCUCGAGGAUUCGGGCAAGUAUGCAUGCGAGUCGGAAUCCUCCAGGAGCACGGCCUGCAUCCGCGUGGAAGAAAAGGCAAACCGGUUCACUGAGGAGCUGGCCGACGUGCAGGUGGAGGAGAAGGGCACCGCCGUGUUCGCGUGCCGGACGGAGCGUCCGGCGGCCACGGUCACUUGGCGCAAGGGCUCCACGGAGCUGCGUGCAUCGGGAAGGCACAAGCUCAGCCAGGAGGGCCUGGCCCUGAAGCUCAGCAUCAGCGCGGUGGAGAAGGCGGACGGCGGCACCUACACCUGUGACAUCGGCCAGGCCCAGUCGCAGGCCCAUCUCCUGGUACAAGGUCAGAGAGUGCUCAUUAUUGAGGACCUGGAGGACGUGACUGUGCCAGAGGGCUCUUCAGCCACCUUUUGUUGCCGUGUCUCCCCUCCUGAAUAUGGGCCUGUCUAUUGGUUCUUGGAUAAGGCCCCCCUGAGUGCCAAUGAGCUCAAUGAGAUCAAGGUCCAUCCUGGGGGCUACCACGUGCUGACCCUGCGGCAGCUUGAGCCUAAGGACUCGGGCACCAUUCACUUUGAGGCAGGAGACCAGCGGGCUUCGGCAGCACUGCAGGUCACAGAGACGCCGACUGUCUUCUCCCGGGAGCUUGUGGAUGUCACAGUCGUCGAGGGGGAGGACCUGACCCUCGUGUGUGAGACCACCACACCAGCCAGCCCUGUGCACUGGACGAAGGAUGGGAAAGCCCUCCGGCCAUCAGCCCGGUGCCGGCUGAGUUAUGAGGGCCGUGAGGCCCAGCUGGUCAUCACCAGUGCCACUGUGCAGGACGGCGGGCGCUACAAGUGUGAGGCUGGGGGCACCUGCAGCAGCUCCAUCGUCAGGGUCCAUGCCCGGCCGGUGCAUUUCCGGGAGGGCCUGAAGGACGUGGAGGUGCUCGAGGGGGGCGCCACGACGCUGCGCUGCGUGCUGUCCUCCGUGGCUGCACCCGUGGAGUGGCGCUGUGGAGACACGGUCCUGAGGACGAGCAGCAAGUACGGCGUGCGGCAGGACGGGGCCGUGCUGGAGCUGGUGGUGCGGGACCUGCAGCCGAGCGACAGUGGGCAGUACUCGUGCUCCUUUGGGGACCAGAAGACAGUGGCCAAGCUCACCGUGACGGCUUCAGGGGCAAAGUUUAUAGGGAAACUGAGAAGCAAAGAGGCCACGGAAGGGGACACGGCCACGCUGCGAUGUGAGCUGAGCAGGGAGGCCCCCGUGGAGUGGAGGAAGGGCUCCGAGACCCUCAAAUCAGGGGGCAGAUACAGCCUGAAGCAGGACGGGGCUGUGUGUGAGCUGGAGAUCCGUGGCCUGGCCAUGGUGGACGCUGGGGAGUACUUGUGCGUGUGCGGGCAGGAGAGGACCUCGGCCACACUGAGCGUGAGGGCUCUUGAUGCCCAGUUCAUAGGAAGACUGAGAAACAAAGAGGCCAUGGAAGGGGCCACGGCCACGCUGCGGUGUGAGCUGAACAAGGCAGCCCCCGUGCAGUGGAGGAAGGGCUCUGAGAUCCUCAAAUCUGGAGACAGAUACAGCCUGAAGCAGGACGGGGCUGUGUGUGAGCUGGAGAUCCGUGGCCUGGCCAUGGUGGACGCUGGGGAGUACUUGUGCGUGUGUGGGCAGGAGAGGACCUCGGCCACGCUGAGUGUGAGGGCUUUGCCUGCCCGGUUCAUCCAAGUUCUGAAGACCAAGGAGGCCAUGGAGGGGGCCAUGGCCACGCUACAUUGUGAGCUGAGCAAGGCAGCCGCUGUGGAGUGGAGGAAGGGCCCUGAGACCCUCAGAGCUGGGGGCAGAUACAGCCUGAGGCAGGACGGGGCUGUGUGUGAGCUGGAGAUCCGUGGCCUGGCUAUGGCGGAUGCUGGGGAGUAUUCGUGUGUGUGCGGGCAGGAGAGGACCUCGGCCACGCUGACUGUGAAGGCAUUACCUGCCAAGUUCACAGAGUGCCUGAGGAAUGAGGAAGCCACAGAAGGGGCCACGGCCAUGCUACAUUGUAAGCUGAGCAAGGCAGCCUCCGUGGAGUGGAGGAAGGGCUCUGAGAUCCUCAAAUCUGGCGGCAGAUACAGCCUGAGGCAGGACGGGGCCAUGUGUGAGCUGGAGAUCCGUGGCCUGGCCAUGGCCGAUGCUGGGGAGUAUUUGUGUGUGUGUGGGCAGGAGAGGACCUCAGCCACGCUGACUGUGACGGCCCUGCCCACCAAGUUCAUGGAGUGCCUGAGGAAUGAGGAGGCCAUGGAAGGUGCAACAGCCACGCUGCGGUGUAAGCUGAGCAAGGCGGCCCCCGUGGAGUGGAGGAAGGGCUCAGAGAUCCUCAGAGCUGGGGGCAGAUACAGCCUGAGGCAGGAUGGGGCUGUCUGUGAGCUGGAGAUCCAUGGCCUGGCCAUGGAAGAUUCUGGAGAGUACUCGUGCAUGUGCGGGCAGGAGAGGACCUCCGCCAGGCUCAGUGUGAGGGCCCUGCCUGCCAAGUUCACUGAGGGUCUGAUGAAUGAAGAGGCCACCGAAGGGGCCACGGCCACGCUGCGCUGUGAGUUGAGCAAGGCGGCCCCAGUGGAGUGGAGGAAGGGCUCUGAGAUCCUCAGAGCUGGGGAUAGAUACAGCCUGAGGCAGGAAGGGGCCAUGUGUGAGCUGAAGAUCCAUGACCUGGCUGUGGAAGAUUCUGGAGAGUACUCGUGCGUGUGCGGGCAGGAGAGGACCUCCGCCAGGCUCAGUGUGAGGGCCCUGCCCGCCAAGUUCACAGAGGGUCUGAUGAAUGAAGAGGCCACCGAAGGGGCCACGGCCACGCUGCGCUGUGAGUUGAGCAAGGUGGCCCCUGUGGAGUGGAGGAAGGGCUCUGAGACCCUCCAAGCUGGGGGCAGAUACAGCCUGAGGCAAGACGGGGCUGUCUGUGAGCUGGAGAUCCAUGGCCUGGCUAUGGUGGAUGCCGGGGAGUAUUCGUGCGUGUGUGGGCAGGAGAUGACCUCGGCCAUGCUGAGCGUGAGGGCUUUGCCUGCCAAGUUCACAGAGUAUCUGAAGAAUGAAGAGGCCAUGAAAGGGGCCACGGCCGUACUGCGGUGUGAGCUGAGCAAGGCAGCCCCCGUGGAGUGGAGGAAGGGCUCUGAGACCCUCCAAGCUGGGGGCAGAUACAGCCUGAGGCAGGACGGGGCUGUGUGUGAGCUGGAGAUCCGUGGCCUGGCCAUGGUGGAUGCUGGGGAGUAUUCGUGUGUAUGUGGGCAGGAGCGGACCUCGGCCACUCUGACUGUGACAGCCCCACAGGUGGCGUUCUGGAGGGCGCUAGACAACCUGCAGGUGGAGGAGGGCUCCACGGCCCAUCUGCAGUGUGAGCUGUCUGAGCCGGACGCCACUGUGUCCUGGAGCAAGGGUGGCCUGGAGCUGCAGGCUGACGGGAGGCUGGAGAUGCGGCGGAGGGGCCCCGUGGCUGAGCUGCUGCUGCGGGACGUGCACCGGGACGAUGCCGGGGACUACAGCUGCACCUGCGGCCCUCAGACCACCAGGGCCACCCUCACCGUCACAGCCAUGCCUGUGGGGUUCCUGCAGGAGCUGCAGGCCCAGGAGGUGGACGAGGGCACGACGGCCCGGCUGAGCUGCGAGCUGAGCCAGGCGGGUGCCAGCGUGGAGUGGCGCAAGGGUGCCCUGCAGCUGUUCCCCUGCUCCAAGUACCAGAUGGUGCAGGAGGGCAGGGUUGCGGAGCUACUCGUGUGUGGCGCCGAGCAGGACGACGCGGGCGAGUACACCUGUGACGUGGGGCUCUGGCAGAGCACGGCCAGCCUCGUGGUCCGCGCUCCCAGACCCAAGUUCAAGACCUGUCUGCAGAGCACGGAGCAGGAGGUGGGCGGCGUGGCCCGGCUGAGCUGCGAGCUGAGCGAGGCCGAGCUGAGUGGCCCCGUGCAGUGGCUCAAGGAGGGCGUGGCGCUCCCUGAGGACCCCAAGUUCGAGAUGCGGCGCCAGGGGACCACGUGUGAGCUGCUGAUCCAUGGGCUCGAGGCCGAGGACACGGGCGAGUACACCUGUGUGGUGGGCGGCCAGAAAACCGUGGCCUCUGUCAGGGUCAGAGAGCCCGAGGUGACCAUCGUGCGGGGACUGUCUGAUGCCGAGGUGCAGGCUGACGAGGACGUGGAGUUCAGCUGCGAGGUGUCGCGGGCCGGGGCCGCGGAUGUGCAGUGGCGGCUCCAGGGCCUGCCCCUGCAGAGCAACGAGGUGACCGAGGUGGCCGUGCGGGACGGCCGCACCCACACGCUGCGGCUGAAGGGUGUCACGUCCGAGGACGCGGGCACCGUCUCCUUCCACGUGGGCCCCUGCACGUCCUCUGCCCAGCUCACCGUCCGAGUGCCUGAGGUGGCCGUGGUGGAGCCCCUGCAGGAUGUGCAGCUCAGCGAGGGCCAGGACGCCCACUUCUGGUGCCGGCUGUCACGGGCCCCCAGCCAGGAGGCACGCUGGACGCUGGGAGGGGUGCCCCUGCAGGCCAAUGAGAUGAACGACAUCACAGUGGAGGAUGGCACGCUGCAUCUUCUCACUCUGCACAAGGUGACUCUCGAAGAUGCUGGAACUGUCAGUUUCCAGGUGGGCUCGUGUAGCUCGCAGGCCUUGCUGAAGGUCACAGCCAAGAACACGGUGGUGCGGGGCCUGGAGAACGUGGAGGCGCUAGAGGGUGGCGAGGCGCUCUUUGAGUGCCACCUGUCCCAGCCCGAGGUGGCUGCCCACAGCUGGCUGCUGGAUGACGAGCUGGUGCACACCUCAGAGAAUGCGGAGAUGGUCUACUUUGAGGACGGCCGGCGGCACCUGCUGCUGCUCAAGAACCUGCGGCCUCAGGACAGCUGCCGGGUGACCUUCCUGGCUGGGGACAUGGUGACCUCGGCGUUCCUCACCGUCCGAGGCUGGCGCCUGGAGUUCCUGGAGACCCUGCGGGACGUGGAGGUGCAAGCUGGCGAGCAGGCCGACUUCUGCUGCACGCUCAGCGAGGUGGUGCCCGUGGGCGAGGCUACCUGGUACAUCAACGGGGCGGCCAUCCAGCUGGAUGAUGCCGAGUGGACGGUCAGCACCGACGGCAGCUGCCAUGCCCUGCAGCUGCAUAGCGCCCAGCCCCACCACGCCGGGGAGGUCACCUUCGCCGCCCGCGAUGCUGUGGACUCUGCGCGGCUCACCGUGCUGGGCCUCCCCGAUCCCCCCGAGGAUGCUGAGGUGGUGGGCCGCAGCAGCCACUCCGUGACCCUGUCUUGGGUGGCCCCAGCGAGUGACGGCGGUGGGGGCCUCUGCGGCUACCGCGUGGAGAUGAAGGCGGCCGCCACAGGCACCUGGGAGCUUUGCCAUGCGCUAGUACCCGGGCCGGAGUGCGUGGUGGACGGCCUGGUCCCCGGGGAGAUCUACCGCUUCCGCGUCGCCGCUGUGGGCCCCGCGGGCGCCGGGGAGCCCGUGCACCUGCCCCAGACCGUGAAGCUCGAGCCCGUGGAGCCCGUGGAACCCGUGGAACCCGUGGAGCUCGUGGAGCCCAUAGAACCCGUGGAACCCCUGUCUGCACCCGCUGUGAGCCGGGAGGUGGUCACCGGUGAGGACGUGCAUCUGGAGUGCGAAGUGGCAGCCGAGACUGGCCAGGUCAUCUGGCAGAGGGGCACGGAGCACAUCCAGCCUGGCGGGCGCUUCGAGAUCCUCACGUGCGGGCAGCGGCAGACCCUUGUGAUCCGGGGCUUCUCGCCAGAGGACCAGGGCGAGUACCGGUGCAGCCCAGCUCAGGGCCAGCCUCCUGCUGCAGCUACCACCUUCCAGGUGGCGCUGACCCCGGGCUCAGAAGGCGAAGCCCAAGCGCAGCCCAGUCUGCCCCCCGAGGCGGCCCAGGAGGGCGACCUGCACCUGCUGUGGGAGGCCCUGGCCCGGAAGCGCCGCAUGAGCCGGGAGCCCACGCUGGACUCCAUCAGCGAGCUGCCCGAGGAGGAUGGGCGCCCACAGCGCCCGCGGCAGGAGGCCGAGGAGGCGGCCCCCGACCUGUCGGAGGAGUACUCCACGGCCGAUGAGCUGGCACGCACCGGCGAGGCUGACCUCUCGCACACCAGCUCUGACGACGAGUCUCGGGCGGGCACCCCUUCCCUGGUGAGCUACCUCAAGAAGGCCGGGAGGCCUGGCGCCCUGGCUCUGGCCAGCAAGGUUGGGGCCCCAGCAGCCCCCACUGGGGAGCAGCCAGAGCAGCUGGCUGCUGCACAGCCUCCCCGGCGAGAUUCGAGUGCCGAGGACCUGGGCGACCCAUCCAUGGACAAGGCGGCCGUGAAGAUCCAGGCUGCUUUUAAAGGUUACAAGGUCCGCAAGGAGAUGAAGCAGCAGGAGGGGCCCACUUUCUGCCGCACGUUCGGGGACGUGGAGGCCCAGGUGGGCGACACCCUGCGCUUGGAGUGCGUGGUGGCCAGCAAAGCGGACGUGCGCGCGCGCUGGCUGAAAGACGGGAUGGAGCUGGCCGAUGGGCGGCACCACCACAUCGACCAGCUCGGAGACGGCACCUGCUCGCUGCUGGUCGCCGGCCUGGGCCACGCCGACGCCGGCCGCUACACCUGCCAGGUGAGCAACAAGUUCGGCCAGGUUGCCCACAGCGCCUGCGUGGCGGUCAGCGGGACCGAGAGCGAGGCGGAGAGCUCGGGGUCGGGGACCGAGCUGGACGACGCGUUCCGCCGGGCCGCCCGGCGGCUGCACCGGCUCUUCCGCACCAAGGGCCCGGCCGAGGUCUCGGACGAGGAGGUCUUCUUUAGCGCGGAGGAGGGCAGCGUGGAGCUGGAGGAGCCCGGGGACUGGCAGACGUACCGCGAAGACGAGCGCUUCGUGUGCAUCCGCUUUGAGACCCUCGCGGAGGCCUCCCGGGCCGCCACCCGCUUCCGCGAGAUGUUCGCCACGCUGGGGAUGGGGGUGGAGAUCAACCUCGUGGAGCAGCGCCCCCGAGGCGUGGAGAUGCGCCUCGGCCAGGUGGCCCCAGACCCCGUGGUGCCUGUCCAGCCGGCGACCCCUGGCCCGCUGGCCUCUGACACUGCCCCUGUGUUCCUGACUGAGCUGCAGAACCAAGAAGUGCAGGACGGCUACCCCGUGAGCUUUGACUGCGUGGUGACGGGCCAGCCGACACCCAGCGUACGCUGGUUCAAGGAUGGCAAGGUGCUGGAGGAAGAUGAUCACUACAUGAUUAAUGAGGACCAGCAGGGCAGCCACCAGCUCAUCAUCACAGCCGUGGUGCCAGCGGACAUGGGCGUCUACCGCUGCCUGGCCGAGAACAGCGUGGGUGUCUCCUCCACCAAAGCCGAGCUCCGUGUGGACUUGACAAGCACAGACUAUGAGACUGCAGCUGAUGCCACGGAGACCUCAUCCUACUUCAGCGCCCAAGGCUACCUGUCCAGCCGGGAACAGGAGGGCACGGAGUCUACUGCAGAGGAAGGGCAGCUGCCCCAGGUGGUGGAGGAGCUGAAAGACCUCCAGGUGGCCCCAGGCACGCACCUGGCCAAGUUCCACCUGAAGGUGAAAGGCUACCCAGCGCCCCAGCUGUACUGGUUCAAAGACGGGCAGCCCCUGGCCCCAUCCGCCCACAUCCGCAUGACUGACAAAAAGACGCUGCACAGCCUGGAGAUCGUCUCUGUCACCGGGGAGGAUGCCGGCCAGUACUCAGCCUAUGUCACCAACACCGUGGGUGCGGCAUACUCCUCUGCCCGGCUGCUGGUCCGAGGCCCUGAUGAACCAGAAGAGAAGCCAGAGGCAGCUGUGCACGAGCGCCUGGCACCACCCCGAAUGCUGGAGAGGUUCACCCCCAAGAAGGUGAAGAAGGGCUCCAGCAUCACCUUCUCGGUGAAAGUUGAAGGACACCCGUCCCCGGCCGUGCACUGGCUGCGGGAGGAGGCUGAGCAGGGCGUGCUGUGGAUCAGGCCCGACACGCCGGGCUACACGGUGGCCAGCUCUGGUCAGCAGCACAGCCUGGUCCUGCUGGACGUGGGCCGGCAGCACCAGGGCACUUACACGUGCAUUGCCACCAACGCCGCCGGCCAGGCCCUCUGCUCUGCUGGUCUGCACGUCUCAGGCUUGUCCAAGGAGGCGGAGGCAGCAGAGGAGCAGGGAAGGGUGAAGGAGGCCCUCAUUUCCUCCUUUCUGCAGGGGGCUCCAGCUGUCACUGUGCAGAUGCCGGAAUCUGUGGGUUUUGAGGACCUUGCUGGGCAGAUGAAAGGAGAGCUCCCCGUGGCUGCGGAGGCCCGCGGCCACAUCUCCCUCGCCGAGGUGGGCACGGAGGAGUUCCUGCAGAAGCUCACCUCCCAGAUCACAGAGAUGGUGUCCGCCAAGAUCACGCAGGCCAAGCUGCAGGUCCCCGGCGGUGACAGUGACGAGGAGUCCAAGACACCGUCGGCGUCCCCUCGGCACGGCCGUUCGCGGCCUUCCUCCAGCGUCCAGGAAUCUUCCUCGGAGUCGGAGGACGGGGACUCGCGUGGGGAGAUCUUUGACAUCUACGUGGUCACGGCUGACUACCUCCCACUGGGGGCUGAACAGGAUGCCAUCACGCUGCGGGAGGGCCAGUAUGUGGAGGUCCUGGACUCGGCCCACCCUCUGCGCUGGCUCGUGCGCACCAAGCCCACCAAAUCCAGCCCCUCGCGGCAAGGCUGGGUGUCGCCUGCCUACCUGGACAAGAGGCUCAAGCUGUCACCUGAGUGGGGCCCCACUGAGGCCCCCGAGUUUCCUGGGGAGGCCGUGUCUGAAGAUGAGUACAAGAUGAAGCUGAGCUCUGUCAUCCAGGAACUGCUGGGCUCGGAGCAGGCCUUUGUCAGCACACUGCAGUUCCUGGAGACCCACCAUAUACAGCACCUGGAUCACUGCCCCCACGUGCCUUCGGCUGUGGCCAGCCAGAAAACUGUCAUCUUCCGCAAUGUGCAUGACAUCAGCCGCUUCCAUAGCAGCUUCCUACAGGAGCUGCAGAGGUGUGACACUGACGACGAUGUGGCCAUGUGCUUCAUCAAGAACGAGGCGGCCUUUGAAAAGUACCUGGAGUUCCUGGUGGGCCGUGUGCAGGCUGAGUCGGUGGUGGUCAGCACGGCCGUGCAGGAGUUCUACAAGAAAUACGCAGAGGAGACCCUGUCUGCAGCGGACCCCGAGCAGCCCCCGCCGCCGCCCCUGCAGCACUACCUGGAGCAGCCCGUCGAACGGAUCCAGCAGUACCAGGCCUUCCUCAAGGAGCUGAUCCGCAACAAGGCCCGGAGCCGGCAGAACUGCGCCCUGCUGGAGCAGGCGUACGCGGUGGUCUCCGCCCUGCCCCAGCGCGCCGAGAACAAGCUGCACGUGUCGCUCAUGGAGAACUACCCUGGCACCCUGGAGGCCCUGGGCGAGCCCAUCCGGCAGGGCCAUUUCAUCGUCUGGGAAGGGGCGCCGGGGGCCCGGAUGCCCUGGAAAGGCCACAGCCGCCACGUCUUCCUCUUCCGCAACCACCUGGUGAUCUGCAAGCCCAAACGGGACUCGCGGAUGGACACCUUCAGCUACAUCUUCAGGAACAUGAUGAAGCUGAGCAGCAUCGACCUGAACGACCAGGUGGAGGGGGACGAACGCGCCUUCGAGGUGUGGCACGAGCGGGAGGACUCGGUGCGGAAGUACCUGCUGCAGGCGCGGACGGUCAUCAUCAAGAACUCCUGGGUUAAGGAAAUUUGCGGCAUCCAGCAGCGCCUGGCCCUGCCCAUCUGGCGAGCCCCAGAUUUUGAAGAGGAGCUGGCAGACUGCACAGCUGAGCUGGGGGAGACAGUCAAGCUGGCCUGCCGAGUGACGGGCACACCCAAGCCCAUCGUCAGCUGGUAUAAAGAUGGGAAGCCUGUGGAGGUGGACCCCCACCACAUCCUCAUCGAGGACUCCGACGGCUCGUGUGCCCUCAUCCUGGACAACCUCACUGGUGUGGACACUGGCCAGUACAUGUGCUUUGCAGCGAGUGCUGCCGGCAAUGCCAGCACCUUAGGAAAGAUCCUGGUGCAAGUGCCCCCACGGUUUGUGAACAAAGUCCGCGCUACGGCCUUCGUGGAGGGAGAAGAUGCUCAGCUCACCUGCACCAUCGAAGGUGCCCCGUACCCUCAGAUCAGGUGGUACAAGAACGGGGCCCUGCUGACCGCGGGCAGCAAGUACCAGAUGCUCAGCGAGCGCCGCAGUGGCGUGCUGGUGCUGGUAGUCCGGGCGGCCAGCAAGGAGGACCUGGGCCACUAUGAGUGUGAGCUGGUGAACCGGCUGGGCUCGACGCGUGGCGGCACUGAGCUGUGUGUGCAGAGCCCUGCACUGCGGGGCUGGGAGCAGCAGCGCCGGGAGCAGCUGGUCGCCGUGGAAGAUGCUGCCACCCCAGCUGCCCUGGAGGACCCCAUCCAUGCUUCCCUGGAGCAAGCCGACCAGAAGAUCGAGUUGGGUCUGCAGCAGCUGGUGGGCCCUGGGGCUCCAGACACCUCUGCAGAGGCCCUCAGGCCUGGCAGCCCCCCACCCACAGACCCUCCACCCGGGAAGCUACCCAGGAGGGCACCUAAGGUCCAGGAAGUCAGCCCCCAGCCCCCCGGUGCAGGACCCAAGGAUGCCUCUGCUGAGGUCUGCAGCAGGUCCUGGGGAGAGCCCCAGGCCAGCCCCCAUGUGAGCCUGGAGCAGGAGAUGGCAGGAGACGCCGGGGUCCCGGAACGGAUCGUUCCCAUCCGGAUGGAGGCUACAGCCUGGCCCGGGGCGGGGGCAGCAGAGCUGCUCUGGGACACCCACCGCCGUGUGAUCGUGGAGACCACGCAAAGGACCUACGUGUAUCAGACCAGCGAUGCAGGAGUCCCAAAGCCCCCAUCCAUGCAGGUCACCAUCGAGGACUUGGAGGUGCAGACGGGCAGCACAGCUCGGUUCCAGGCCAUCAUUGAGGGCACCCCCCAGCCCACGGUGACAUGGUACAAGGACAGCACCCAGCUGGUGGACAGCACCCGGCUCAGCCAGCAGCGGGACGGGACCCUGUACACCCUGGUCCUGUGGGACGUGGCCCCGCAGGACGCGGGUGUCUACACCUGCCUGGCCCGUAACGCCAGCGGCGAGCUGCUGUGCAAGGCGGAGCUGCUGGUCUGUGGGGAAGAAAGCACGCUGGCCUCAGAGCCGCAGAGCUACCGGAGGAAACUGCACUCCUUCUACGAGGUCAUGGAGGAGAUCGGCAGGGGUGUCUUUGGCUUUGUGAAAAGGGUGCAGCACAAGGGAAAUAAGAUCUCCUGCGCUGCCAAGUUCAUCCCCCUGCGGAGCAAGACGCUGGCCCUGGCAUACCGUGAGCGAGAUAUCCUCGCCAUGCUGGACCACCCACUUGUCACGAGGCUGCUGGACCAGUUUGAGACCCGGAAGACUCUGAUCCUCGUCCUGGAGCUGUGCUCAUCAGAGGAGCUGCUGGACCGCCUGUUCAAGAGGAACGUGGUGACGGAGGCAGAGGUGAAGAUCUACAUCCAGCAACUGGUGGAGGGGCUUCAGUACCUGCACACCUGUGGCAUUCUCCACCUGGACAUAAAGCCGGCUAACAUCCUGAUGGUGCAUCCUGCUCAGGAAGACAUCAAGAUCUGUGAUUUUGGCUUUGCGCAAAAACUCACCCCAUCAGAGCCGCAGUACAGCAUGUACGGCUCCCCUGAGUUUGUGUCCCCAGAGAUCAUCGAGCAGACCCCUGUGAGCAUGGGCUCCGACAUCUGGGCCGUGGGAGUCAUCUCCUACCUCAGCCUGACCUGCACAUCACCGUUUGCGGGCGAGAGUGACCGGGCGACCCUCCUGAACAUUCAGGAAGGGCGGGUGUCCUGGAGCAGCCCUGCAGCCGCUCACCUCAGUGAGGACGCCAAGGACUUCAUCAAGGCCACCCUGCAGAGAGCACCCACGGCCCGGCCCAGCGCCUCCCAGUGCCUCGGCCACCCCUGGUUCCUGAAGUCCGUGCCCGCGGAGGAGGCCCACUUCAUCAACACUAAGCAGCUCAAGUUCCUGCUGGCCCGCAGUCGGUGGCAGCGCUCGCUGAUGUGCUACAAAUCCAUCUUGGUCAUGCGCUCCAUCCCCGAGCUGCUGCGCGGCCCCCCGGACAGCCCGUCCCUCGGGGUCUCCCGGCACCUGCUCGGGGAGGCCGGCGGCUCCUCCAGCAGCUCCUCCUCGGACAACGAGAUCGCCCCCUAUGCCCGGGCCAAGUCGCUGCCGCCCUCGCCCGUGGCCCACUCUCCGCUGCUGCACCCCAGGGGCUUCCUGCGGCCCUCAGCCAGCCUGCCCGAGGAGGCUGAGGUCUGCACGGCACCACCGCUGCUGCAGGCACAGCCUCCAUCCCAGGAGGGCCCGGGGGUGGCUGCGGGGACCCCCGGCUGCGUGCCCCGGCAGAGCAUCGUCUGCAGCCUGUUCCACCAGCAGGCCGGGGAGGUGGCAGUGGAGCCCGUCUUGGCCCGGGGCGGCAGGAAGCCCCUGGCGCGGGCCCGGCGGCACCUGCUGAAGGGCGGGUACAUCGCUGGGGCCCUGCCGGGGCUGCGGGAGCCCCUGCUGGAGCACCGGGCCCUGGAGGAGGAGGAGGCUGCCAGGGAGGAGUGGGUGGCCCCGAUGACCAAGACACCCUCCUUCGAAACGGCCCUGCGGCUGCCCAGCGCCGGUGCUCGCGCGGCCCCUGGCCGCAGCCGCUCCCUGGAGCAGGAACGGCCACGCACCACCAGCCCCUUCCCAGAGGAGGAGCCCGGGGAGUCCCUGGAGGCCUGCCUGGAGGGGCGGUGUGCACCCCCAGCCCCCUCAGGCCUCGGGGGUCUGCAGGCAAGGGCCCCUGUGCCAAGUGCUGCUCCCCAGGCUCAAGGGGCCCCAGGCGUGGCUGCACAGCAGGGUGAGCCUGAAGGGGCCACUUUUGGGGGCUCUGCUGGUGAGAUGGAGCAUCCCCAAGGCUCCCUGCAGGGGCCAGGACCGUUUCUGUCCAGCGGCAGCUCCCUCGGCUCAGCUCAGCAAGAGGAAGCAGGUUCCACGGCCUCCCAGGACAGCUUCUGGAAGCAGCCCACCCCUUUCUCUCGCCUUGACUGGGGUUCUGCCCCCCAGGAGGGCUGCGGACUCCCAGCAGCAGCUGCACCACAGUCCCCGGGCUCCUUCUCUCCAGGAUUGUGCACAGAGGAGCUCCUGGCACCAGUGGACCCCCUCCUCUCAGGAGAGCCCCAGGCCUCCCCCUCCCCAGCCCAAGCAAGCCACUUGCCAGACUCUAAGUUGGGGGCAGAGUGCACCUCUCUCCCCGAAAAGCCAAAGCCUGACCCCUCUAGUUCCCUGAGGCCGGCCUUCCUGGGGGAUCUCUCCCCACAGGAAGCCGUGCUGCCCUCACGGGUGGGCCCGGAGCCUGCUGUCCCCCUGGACGCUGAGGCUGUGUCCCAGGAGGUGGAGGACCUGUCGGAGCCCGUGUCUCCCCCACCCCACCCUCAGGAGCAAGCCACCACGAGGAAGUUCUCCCUGGGGCACCGUGGGGGUUACGCGGGGGUGGCAGGCUACGGCACCUUCGCCUUUGGGGGGGACGCGGGGGGCAUGCUGGGGCAGGGCCCUCUGUGGGCCAGGCUGGCCUGGGCACAGUCACAGUCCAUGGAGGAGCCCGAGGAAGCUGCGGCCGAGAGCCCGCUGCCCCUGGCCGGCGCGACACCCGAGCCCGAGGAGAGCGGGGCUUCCCGCAGGGACUCCCCGGAAUUUACCUCCUGGGAAGACUUCAGCCAGGGCUCCCAGGUCUCCCUGGUGCAGAUCAAGGACCUGUCGGGGGACGUGGAGGCGGCCGACAGGCUGUCGCUGGACAUCUCCGAGGUGGAGCCGGCCUACCUCAACUUGUCUGACCUGUACGAUAUCAAAUACCUCCCGUUUGAGUUCAUGAUCUUCAGGAAGGUGCCCAAGCCCCCACAGCCCGAGCUGCCCUCCCCUACGGCCGAGCUCCAGGAGGAGUGGCCCUGGCCGGCGGAGCCGGGCGCCCCUGCUGGCCCAGCGCCCCGCCCGCGAGCCAGCCUGGAGAUCACCGAGGAGCCCGAGUUCCUGGAGGCCGUGCUCGGGGAGGUCACCCGGGGCAGGAAAAGGAAGUCGUCCCCCGGCGCCCGCGGCCUCUUCCACUUCUCCGGGAGGUGCCUGUCGCCGGACGAGCCCACGGAGCACAGCCUGCGGAAGCGGGUCAAGGCAUCCGUGGCGCACAUCUCCAGGAUCCUGAGGGGCCGGCCGGAAGGUCCAGAGGAAGGGCUCCCCAGGAGGAAGCCUGGCCUGGCGUCCUUCCGCCUGUCAGGUCUGAAGAGCAGGGACCGAGCCCCGUCAUUCCUAAAGGAGCUCUCGGAUGAGACAGUGGUCCUGGGCCAGUCUGUGACUCUUGCCUGCCAGGUGUUGGCUCAGCCAGCUGCACAGGCCACCUGGAGUAAAGACGGGCAGCUUCUGGAAAGCAGCAGCCGUGUCCUCAUUUCCUCCACCCUCAAGAACUUCCAGCUGCUGACAAUCCUGGUGGUGACUGCUGAGGACCUGGGCAUGUAUACCUGCAGCGUAAGCAAUGCGCUGGGUACAGCAGCCACCACGGGUGUCCUCCGGAAGGCAGAGCGCCCCUUGUCCUCCCCACGCCCGGACAUCGGGGAGGUGUAUGCAGACGGGGUGCUGUUGGUCUGGAAGCCCGUGGAGUCCUACGGCCCCGUGACCUACAUCGUGCAGUGCUGCCUGAAAGGCGGGAGCUGGACCACGCUGGCCUCUGACAUCUUUGACUGCUGCUACGUCACCAGCGAGCUUUCCCGGGGCGGCGUGUAUACCUUCCGGACCGCCUGUGUCAGCAAGGCAGGCAUGGGGCCCUACAGCAGCCCCUCAGAGCAGGUCCUCCUCGGAGGGCCCAGCCACAUGGCCUCUGAGGAGGAGAGCGGCCAAGCACUGCCCACCCAGUCACUCUCAAGCACACAGACCUUCGCCUUCCAGACCCAGAUCUGGAGGGGCCGCUUCAGUGUGGUGCGUCAGUGCCGGGAGAGGGCAAGCGGGCGGGCGCUAGCGGCCAAAAUCAUCCCCUACCGCCCGGAGGAGAGGAUGGCAGUGCUGGGCGAGUACGAGGCCCUCAAGUGCCUGCGCCACCCACAUCUGGUCCAGCUGCAUGGUGCCUACCUCAGCCCCCGCCACCUGGUGCUUGUCCUGGAGCUUUGCUCAGGCCCCGAGUUGCUGCCCUGCCUGGCCGAGAGGGCCUCCUACUCGGAAACGGAGGUGAAGGACUACCUGUGGCAGAUGCUGAGCGUGGCUCAGUACCUGCACGGCCAGCGCAUCCUGCACCUGGACCUCAGGUCGGAGAACAUGAUCGUCACCGAGUACAACCUGCUCAAGGUGGUUGACUUCGGCAAUGCCCAGAGCCUCACCCAGGACAAGGUCCUGCCCUCGGAGACGUUCAAGGACUACAUCGAGACCAUGGCUCCCGAGCUCCUGGAGGGGCAGGGUGCUGUCCCGCAGACCGAUGUCUGGGCCGUCGGGGUGACGGCCUUCAUCAUGCUGAGCGCCGAGUACCCUGUGAGCAGCGAGGGCAUGCGCGACGUGCAGAAAGGCCUGCGCAAGGGGCACAUCCGGCUGAGCCGCUGCUACGCGGGGCUGUCGGGCGGCGCCGUGGCCUUCCUGCGGAGCACGCUGUGCGCCCACCCCUGGGGCCGGCCCUGCGCCUCCAGCUGCCUGCAGUGCCCGUGGCUGACCGAGGAGGGCCCGGCCGCCUCCCAGGCCGCGCCCGUGACCUUCCCCACCGCGCGGCUGCGCGCCUUCGUGCGCGAGCGCGAGAAGAGGCGGGCGCUGCUGUACAAGAAGCACAACCUGGCCCAGGUUCUCUGAGCGCGUCCCCAGGAGGGGUGGGGGGCGCCCCGCUUUCGGACUCGCGGCACAGGCACGGACGCACCAAUAAAAAUGCAG
Molecule: messenger RNA, 25306 nt
Organism: Choloepus didactylus (southern two-toed sloth)
Lineage: Eukaryota; Metazoa; Chordata; Mammalia; Pilosa; Megalonychidae
Gene: OBSCN
Product: obscurin, cytoskeletal calmodulin and titin-interacting RhoGEF
Biological process (GO): protein phosphorylation
Molecular function (GO): ATP binding; protein binding; protein kinase activity
Source: RefSeq, a predicted model, not a curated record